Messenger RNA from Symbiodinium natans, 1887 nucleotides. The record is from the annotation of a GenBank genome assembly. NCBI's taxonomy places the organism in Eukaryota, Dinophyceae, Suessiales, Symbiodiniaceae.
AUGGCCCGGGGGGGAGGUGAAUGCCUUGUUCAGAAUCCACACGGACAGGAAGCCUCUCUGGUGCAGAACAUCUUCCGUGUCUCCAAGCAUGCUGGACCUCUGACAGAUGGGAUCACUCCGGAGGACUUCUCACACGUCCUGGUGCCCAUCGGCGCGAGCAUUUUAGUCCCGGCGCUUUGUUGCACAUGCCUCAUUUUCCUUCAUGAGUUGCACGUGGGAGCGGGCGCGAAGCCAUGGCUGGCAAGCCACGACCAAAAUAGCACCGUGCUGCUGCAGGUCGCCUUUCUGACAUUCUGGUUCGUGCCCUACCUCAUCGACUCCAUGAUGAUUCCUUUGUCGCUGGAAUAUGCCUUAGCUAUGGGAGAAUCUGCCACUGCUAGUGGCGUGUUCCUCGGCAUGGCUGCUGCGGGAUCUACUGUCGGCAUUGUCCUAGGACAGAGCCUCACGAGUGAGGCAGACUGGAACCAGCGCUACGCCCGGAAACUGUUCAUCUACUUCUACGGGCUGUCGGUGAUGACAAUGCCGCUUCUCGCAUUGAUCCUACAAGCCUCAAUUGAUUGGAGCCUUCGUGCCAGAAGGCUGACCUUCUGGCUCGUGAUCGCCUUGAACUUUGUGAACACUUGCAUCGGCAGCAUUCCUAUCAUUGCCUGGAGCACCAUGUGGAACAUUGUCACGCCGCAGGGUGAGAAGACCUUCUGGAUGAUGCUGACCCAGUGUGCCAGGAAUGCGGGUUUCAUUCUGGGGUCGAUCUACUUGGCUGGCCUCAGUCAUGCCAUCCGCCUGGCCAAAGGUGGCCAAACCACCUCCCCAAUUAACAUGAUGAGCUGGGCGUUCAUGGCCUCCUUCUUCAUCCAGCUUCUGGAACUGGCGGCCUACUCCCUGAUCUUCCCGACCGAGCUGAAAGACGCAAGCCCCCCCCAGGUGGAGAGCCCCUCAUCGGAAGUCCAAGAGGUUUCGGAGAUCCGCCCGGAGGACCUGGAGGAUGCCGCCAAGGAGCAGGUAGUUUGGGGCGUGAUCUUCUAUGGGUAUGAGCGGACUUUCUCCGUGGGGGCGAUUGAAGUGGCAACAAUUAUGCUUCUGGAGGUUUCGUACGGAUGGCCUCCGGAACGCAGCGGCGUCUCCUUCGUCGUCAUCGCAGCGGGAAGCAUCGUCCUCACCGGACUGUCGACUCUCGCCGUCUCGAUGAAGUUGACGACCGAGUCUCUGAUCUAUUUGCUGAUGACCUACCUCGGGUUAGGUGGAUCCGUACUGCUUUUUGACUUUCACGUCUUCGGUGCUGGCAGCUUACUCGUGGCUGAUGCCCUCGUCUAUGGUGGCGCCAGCGUCGCCAACGGCAUCGCAGAAGGCUGGGCGUGCCGUGCCGCGACCAUGGGCACAUCCUACAGCAUCGAGACCUACCGCGCACAUAGCACCGCCGGUGUCAACGUGAGCCGCUUUCUGGCCCCCAUCAUCGCGCGAUUUCUCUUGGACUUUGGGGGAAGGAACCUCUACGCUGCUGUGCAGUUCCUCUUUGCGCAAGUCUCCGAGAAGGAAAUCCGGGUUCCCACCAGCGGUGGGUUACUGAUCAGCGGCGACACUCUCUUUGUGGGUGGGGCCGGGCGGACCGACUUAGUGGAGUCCAACCACCAGGACAUGUUGCAAUCGCUGGAGCGCCUGUGCAAGCUUCCAUCGGACACGGUGGUUCUACCAGGCCACAACUACGAUCCGCUGGCCUUCACGACCAUCGACAUGGAAGGAGGUGGCAACUCCGUAAUCGCCAACGCCAAGGCGUUCUUCUACUCCUGGGAGCGCGAGGCGGGCUACUUGGGCAACGCAGGCUUCAUCUACGGAGCCACGAUCCCCUCAGUCUACCUGCCAAAAGCCAUCAACGAUUUCCCAGAAGGCUGA